Molecule: messenger RNA, 3132 nt
Organism: Psylliodes chrysocephalus
Lineage: Eukaryota; Metazoa; Arthropoda; Insecta; Coleoptera; Chrysomelidae
Source: the annotation of a GenBank genome assembly
AUGAAUGUCAUUUUAAAUGAUUGGAAAAUUACAGAAAAGGUUGUUACCAUUAUUUCCGAUAAUGGAAGUAACAUUAAAUGUGCAAUAAAUCAAUGUAUCCAGAAACAUAAUCAUCCAUGUGUCGCUCAUACUCUAAAUGUAUGUGUUACAUAUAAAGAAAAUGAAACGUUUUCUUUAAUUUUAAAAAAAUGUAGAGCUCUUGUAACCCAUUUUAAUCACAGUGUUCUGGCAAGCGAAAAGUUAAAGAAUACUCAAGAACAAAUGGGGUUUUCUGUCCUUAAAGUAAAACAAGAUGUCUCAACGAGAUGGAACUCCAGUUUAAUAAUGCUGGAAAGACUUCUAGAAAUUAAAAAUGCCCUAAGUAUUAUAUUAUCCGAUUUACCAAAAGCUCCUGCCAGUUUGGAUGCGACGGAAUGGGCCAUUAUUUGGGAUUGUGUUCCAGUGCUUAAACCAAUUGAAGUUUUGACAUCAAUAUUAUCUGCAGAAAAGUAUGCAACGAUAUCUUUAAUUGUCCCAUUAAUUAGAGGUCUUCAACAUAGUCUUAAGCACAUAAACACAACAACGGAGACGUCCUUAAAACAAUGCUGUGACAUUGCCAUUUUAGUUACUUUGAAACGAAAAUUUAACCAAUUAACGGUAUCUACAGCGGAAGCAGAAUCAAAUUUUAAAACAUUUAAACAAUUAUUAGAGGAUGCUUGGAGAUUUGAGAUAUCCACAGUUGCUGCUGCAGAUUUAAACGUGAAGAAGUGGAAAAAGCUGACUAUUCUACCACUCGCAAGUGAUCUAAAGUUGUUAAGAGAAUAUUUAUUAAAUAAAGCAGACCAAGCGAUUAAAAAUUUGCAAAGCAACGGAAAUAGCCUUAAGGAUUAUAAGUUAUUAAUGGAGACUAUUUUUUGCCGUUUAAUAUUACUUAAUCGUAAAAGAGUAGGUGAAUUGGAGAGAAUGCCACUUCACGUAUAUUUACAAGCAGAAACUCAUCAGACUUACGAAGAAUUUUCUCAAGCAAUUACACCUACUGAACAAAUAUUAUUACAUACAUUUAAAAGAGUAAUUCGUGGAAAACGUGGAAGAGGAGUACCUGUACUUUUUAGUACAGACUUACAGAAACACACUUCCGGUUUGACGGAUCUAAGAAAACAAUUUGUGGAAGAUUCAAAUACAUUCCUAUUUCCGAAACUUGGAACGAAAAAUCCUAUAACCGGAUAUAAAAUUAUGGAAAAACAUGUAAGAUUGAGUGGUGUGAAGAAUCCUGCCGCAAUCACAUCAACAAGAUUGCGAAAACAUCUAGCGACUUUAACUCAAAUCUUUAACAUGUCACCAAAUGAUAUCGAACAAUUGCCUGAUGACAUAUAUCAAACGGCAAAAAUAUCCAAAUUGUUAAUGUUAAUGGAGAAGGGAGAAGCAGCUGCAUUCAAAGGAAAAACUUUAGACCAAAUCGAGUUGAAUAUUGAAGAAGAAAGAGUAGAAGAAGACGAAAUAAGUGAAUCAGAAUCAGAAUGCGAAAUUGAUGUGAUUCCAACUUAUACUAAUAACAACAACGUCCCUACAGAUGUAUCCGCCCCUAAAAAGAAAGGUCGUACUUUGGUUCCGUGGACAACAGACCAGAAGAAAUUGACAAAAAAAAUUUUUGUGGAUCACAUUAAAAAUAAAAUUCCUCCUAAAAAAAUGGAAUAAGAUAGGCCAACAGAAAAAGUUUACCACUAUCUGCAAAAUGUUUCUAAAGCUGCUACUAAAACAAACUUGGAAAAUAUUGAUCCUUAUGAAUUUGAAGAUGAAGAAAUUCAUGACUUUGGAAAUGUGAGUUGCACAAUUUCAAAACCAGAUAUAGUGUACGAACGUUGUUUAUCUAAACCAGUAAACUGUGAGUCAAAUACCGUUAAGAAAUUUAACUUGAUUAAAAUUCAUCCUUAUGAAUUUGAAAAUGAAAAAAUUCAUGACCUUGAUAAUGUCAGUUGCACAGUUUCAAAACCAGAUACAGUGUACGAUUGUUCUCUCGAAAAUGAACAACUUUUCGAAAAGAACGUUUUAAAUAAAUACGAACUUAAUAGAGAUUCAUAUAAAGAGAAUAAAAACAAAAUCGUGAUUUUGGAAGACAUUGUUUUAUCUAAUCCAGUAAACUAUGAGUCAAAUACCGUUAAGAAAUUUAACAUUGAUUCUAAAGAGACCAAUUCGCAAAUGUCUAACUACAGUAACUCAGAUACUGAUUAUUUGCCACCAACAGAUUCAUCAAAUUCUUCUUUAAAAGAGAGUAGUGAUGAUGCCAAUUUCUUAUUAGUCAAUAAAAAUACUGAAGAAAAUAAUUCGAUGUAUGCCAGAGAUAUAACAACUUCUCAGGAGACGGUGGUCCAACCUCGGUUCCUGAUCGUCAAAAGAAAAGAAGACGAAUUUGCAACUGUAAAUCCCUUCUUAAUUCAGCAAUUUGUAUAUGGAAGAUUCGGACAAGUCAAAAACCUAAAGAAUAUUAAAGAUGAUUAUGAAGUAGAAAUUAUACCACAUUCUAAAUUGAAUCAAUGCAUUGUACAUUGCAAAGACCUUUUAAAUUGUUCAGAGCAAAAAAUUUUAGAUGAAUUAAAAAAUCAAGGAAUAAUCGAUGUUAAAAGGAUUAAAAGUAAACGAGAUAGUAUUUUGGUAGACACACCCAGUCAUGUUUUAACAUUCAAUACUCCUAAGCUACCCAAAGAAGUUAAAGUUGCCUUCUAUUUGUUGAAAGUACAUUUCAUACCAUCAUCUCUUCGAUGUUUCAGAUGUCAACGUUUUGGACAUGCAGCUGUUAGUUGUUCUAAAGAUCAAGUGUGCGUAUGUGACAAACCUUCACAUAUUGGAAAUCCUUGCGAACACCCGAUAAAAUGCGUAAACUGCGAAGGCCCACAUCCAGCUAGAUCAAAAGAUUGCCUAAUAUAUAAACAAGAAUAUGCCAUCCAAGAACUAAAAGUUAAAGAAGGACUGUCUUAUAUAGAAGCAAAAAGAAAAAUAAACAUAAACACCCCUAAACCUAAUACUUCCUACUCCCAAGUAACUACGUUUCGUCCAUCCGCUCCUGUUCCUACCGUAAACACACAGGAAUUGGUAAUAGAUUCUGAAUCUGAGUCUACAACUAGUAAAAACACUACAAAAACAACAAGUACCACCUGA